AUGGAUGAAUAUCAGGAACCUGGGCUCACGCGAUUCUUCGAGAUCUUGGAGGAAUAUUGGGUCUUUGAGAACGAACCGAGCGAUGAACCUCGAAUGCUGGCACUCAUGGAUGGUCCGGUGGAGGACGACUACCCCGCUGCAGCAGUGGAUGAGCCCAGCAUGCCGCUCCUGGAUGCUCGCAUCGCAGAAUACCGGGCCAGUUGUGACAUUGACUUGCCCGGGGUCUCGCUGGCGGAGGCCGGCGUGGAAGCCCCGCGUGCGGGAGAGUGCUUGCCAGAGACUUCCGAGGAUGAGGCUGAGGAUGGAACAGCUGAUGUUGAGAUGCCCAUGGCUUGCGAGAAGGGUCAGACCUCUGCUGAGGCUGAGAGAGCCCCGGAGACCGAGAAGGUCUCAGAGGCCAAGCUUGCGGAGGAUGUGGAGACCCAGCCUACGGAGGCAAGGUCCCCGAAGAUGAUGGCCGAGCAUGUGGAGACCAAGCCAGCGCAGGCAAUGCCCUCGGAGAAGAUAGCCGAGCAUGUGGAGACCGAGCCCGCGCAGGCAAUCCCUCCGAAGAAGAAGCAGCACAAGUUUGGGCCCAGCUCGAUGCCGGGUCUGCUCGAGCUGCAGUUGCUCAAGGACAAGCUGGCCACCAGGAAGGAGAUGAUCAGGCAUAGUGUCGUGUUGGAAUGUCGUAUAAACGUCGUGUGUGCAGUACACACUCUACAUGUUUUGUAA
Molecule: messenger RNA, 714 nt
Organism: Symbiodinium natans
Lineage: Eukaryota; Dinophyceae; Suessiales; Symbiodiniaceae
Source: the annotation of a GenBank genome assembly